This is a messenger RNA of Boleophthalmus pectinirostris (great blue-spotted mudskipper), 1589 nucleotides long. Its product is annotated as transmembrane protein 244-like. The record is from RefSeq and is a predicted model, not a curated record. The coding region runs from base 976 to 1434 and encodes 152 amino acids. NCBI's taxonomy places the organism in Eukaryota, Metazoa, Chordata, Actinopteri, Gobiiformes, Gobiidae. The transcript is spliced from 6 exons.
UGGCGAGAACGGAGCGACCGCAGUGUGUUCUGCCGUUGAGAUUAGGAGCGGUAGUUCCUUUCUGUGAAAAUAAUGUUUUACCUGCAUCUUCUACUCAAUAAACCUCUAUAUUUACAGCUCUUUUACGAAAACAAGUUGAUCAGAACCCAUCAAAUCUGAAACCGAUGCCAUAUAAAUGCUGAUACAAACGCGCUCUAAAAUGUGCAGAAUUAUUUCCUAAAUCGAGCAGCUCAUCGCAGCACAGUAGUUAUAAUUGGCUGUGAACGGGGCUGGAUGUGAGUUAGAUUAAACAUACUGCCCCUCAAGUCUUUAAACCUCGAUUGUUUGUUAGUGUAGAUGUGCGACACAAAAUUUAAGCAAAGUCAUUAUGUAAAACAAGCCUGCAUCAGUACCUAGACUCUCACAGUGUAGUUUUAUCGUGAUUAGUGUCUCUCUUGGUGAAUCCAGUGGCUCUGAAUCUCCAUCUUUAGUUAGUGUGUGUUUACGGUUAGCGCAGGUUGUGUGCAGGCUAGCGAUCCCAACUUGCUUUCAAUUUUAACAAUUUCAGAUGUUGAUAAUCCCUUUACACUUGGUAUAAUUUAAUGUAAUUGCCCAGUCUUGUCAAAAAUCUUCAAUUUAGCCCGUAGUAUAUUAUUUAUUUUGUAGCAAAAGCCAGUUUCAGCUCUGCGCAUAGCCCCCGUUGAGGUGCAAGGAUUACAUUAAAAUAACCAACAAUCGACCACAAGAAACUAGAAAAAAUAACAAUUUGAUGUGAUGUUUUGUCUGUUUGCCUGGUUUUUCGGUCAACAAAGACAACCAAAUACAGCAUGAGGUGAAAUGAGUUCGGCGUUUGCAGAAAGAAGCGCACUUCCCACAUUGGGCACUAGGUGGCAGUAAAAGUCCAUCUAUUUAGACAGGAGGAUGGGGAUUAUCAGUGGUGAGCUGCGUUACUGGGAAUAUCUCAGUGCACAAUAGAAAUUAAACGACAAAUAUGAGAUGGCAUUCAAUGGAAAGGCGGUCGACUCUAAGACCGUGUUUUUCAACCUGCUGCUGUGCCUGAUCAUCUUCUACAGCCUUUUCUAUAUGAUUGGGAGCGUGUGCUUUGGUGCCUUCAGGUUGAAUACAUUUGAUGGUCUCAUCCCAUUUGAUUUCAAGAGUGAUCCAGCUGAGUCAAACUCAAAAUAUUUAGUGAACCUUGUGUCUUUGGAGCUCACAUACUUUUGUAGUGGGCUUUUAUUUGCAGCAGUGGUGAGGAGGCGCGUGUGGGACUAUGCCCUCACUGUCACUCUCCUGCACGUUCUCAUCACCAGCCUUGUAAUGAUGGAGUUUCCAAUGGUGUGGCAGUGGUGGCUUGCUUUAGGUUGUGGAUUGUUUUUGAUGAUCUGCAAUGGACAACUUAUUGCCUACUUCACCUGCCAAAAUGACCAGACCUACUCUUCAUUUAGCAUUUAUUAAUAUUUUAAAGAGAAGUGAUGUUUCUAUUAAAAUGUCACUUCAUUUUCUGUUCUUGUUUACAAAAAGCUAAUUUAUUCAGUGUUAUGAUGAUGAAAGACUAGAUGCCAAUCAAGAAAUGUAUAUAUUUUUUAAAUCGUCAGGAUUUUUUUGCUUUU